This is a messenger RNA of Clupea harengus (Atlantic herring), 3416 nucleotides long. It is a transcript of the gene sptlc2b, whose product is annotated as serine palmitoyltransferase, long chain base subunit 2b. Gene Ontology annotation, molecular function: pyridoxal phosphate binding; serine C-palmitoyltransferase activity. NCBI's taxonomy places the organism in Eukaryota, Metazoa, Chordata, Actinopteri, Clupeiformes, Clupeidae. Gene Ontology annotation, cellular component: serine palmitoyltransferase complex. The record is from RefSeq and is a predicted model, not a curated record. Gene Ontology annotation, biological process: sphingosine biosynthetic process; ceramide biosynthetic process.
UGCCGUAGUGGGCGGUGGUAUUUUCUUUCACUCCACUGAGGGGAAGCGGCGUUGAAACUCCACGAUUACACAAGUACACCGGAGACUCUCGGGCGAAGAAGGGGUCUUGGUUGCAGUUCACCACCAUGACUGAAAGCUCCACAAGUAAAUUGUUAAAUGGAGAUACUUGUCACCGAACCGCCAACGGAAAGAAGGCCGUUAGAAACGGAUUCGUGAAGAACCACUGUAUUUUCCGACAGCAGCAGCUGCAGAAGUACCGCCGCCCGAAUGAGAAGAGCCACCAUGUCUCCCGAAAUGCUGCACUGUACAACAAGCCGUUCAUGGAGUCCUUCGAGGAGACCCCUCUCCUGGUGGCCGUCCUCACCUACAUGGGCUACGGGAUCCUCACCAUUUUUGGGUACCUCCGUGACUUCCUCAGGGACUGGAAAAUCGAGAAGUGCCACAUUGCCAGGGAACGUGAGGAGCAGAAGGACUUUGUUCCUCUGUAUCAGGACUUUGAGAACUUCUACACCCGAAAUUUAUACAUGAGGAUCCGGGACAACUGGAACCGACCCAUCAGCAGUGUCCCGGGAGCCCGAAUGGACCUGGUAGAGCGCGUUACCCCGGACUACAACUGGACCUUUGAACACACAGGCAAGGUAAAUAAGGAUGUCAUCAACAUGGGCUCGUAUAAUUACCUCGGCUUUGCUGAGAACACAGGCAUGUGUGCGGACGCAGCCACCGAGGCCACCCUGCAGUACGGCGUGGGAGUCACCAGCACCCGUCAAGAAAUGGGGAACCUGGACAAACAUGAGGAGCUGGAGAACCUGGUUGCCAGUUUCCUGGGCGUCGAGGCCUCCAUGGUUUUCGGAAUGGGCUUUGCCACAAACUCGAUGAAUAUUCCUGCUUUGACAGGCAAAGGUUGUUUGAUUCUGAGUGAUGAGUUGAACCAUGCCUCUCUGGUGCUCGGGGCAAGGCUGUCUGGAUCCACCAUCCGCGUCUUCAAACACAACAAUAUGCAGAGUCUUGAGAAACUCCUGCGAGACGCCAUAGUACAUGGGCAGCCCCGAACGCACCGUCCCUGGAAGAAAAUUCUCAUCCUGGUAGAGGGGAUUUACAGUAUGGAGGGCUCCAUUGUUCGACUGCCUGAAGUGAUUGCACUGAAGAAGAAAUACAAGGCCUAUCUGUACCUGGACGAGGCCCACAGCAUUGGGGCGCUAGGACCCAGGGGCAGGGGCGUGGUGGACUACUUUGGUUUGGACCCGCGGGACGUGGACAUCAUGAUGGGGACCUUUACGAAGAGCUUUGGAGCAGCUGGUGGCUACAUUGGUGGGAAAAAGGAGCUGAUUGAUUACCUGCGCGCGCACUCCCACAGUGCAGUCUAUGCUGCCUCCAUGUCUCCGCCAGUCGCCCAACAGAUCAUCACUUCUAUGAAGUGCAUUAUGGGAGAAGAUGGCACCAAUCUUGGUCUGGACCGUCUCCGGCAGCUCUCGGAGAACACCACUUAUUUCCGGCGGCGGCUCCAGGAGUUGGGCUUCAUCAUCUACGGAAAUGAAGCCUCCCCGGUGGUGCCCCUGAUGCUCUACAUGCCUGCCAAAAUUGGUGCGUUUGGCCGGGAGAUGCUGAAGAGGAACAUUGGCACAGUGGUGGUGGGCUUCCCAGCCACCCCAAUCAUCGAGUCGCGGGCACGUUUCUGUGUCUCGGCUGCGCACACCAGAGGGAUGCUGGACACGGCGUUAAACGCCAUCAACGAAGUGGGGGAUCUGCUCCAGUUGAAAUACUCACGACACGGGAGGCAGUCUCCUCUCGAGGAGGCCACGUCGUUCCUGGAGAGCCUGGAAUGAUGCUAGAAAGACGACACGACACAACACAGCGAGACGAGGCGCAACCAUCCACUACUAAACUGUAGGCGUUCACGUCCAGAGUUGUCCCCACCCUUGGUGUCUUGUCUUUGUUUUUUUUAAGUUGUAUCUGUCACAAGUUUGUUACUUUAUUCUUUGUGUUGCCAGGCUGCGUGGGAUGAGUGGCUCUCAUCACUCAAUGAGAACUUUUGUCUGUUCUUGUUUGUUGUUUUUGUUUGUUUGUUUGUUUGUUUAUGGUAUGACUGGAAAGGAUUUAUAUUAAUAUCAUCACAAGAGAAUGAUAUAAAAAGAAGAUUCUCAGGAUUGUUAGCAACAGUAUAGCAUUUCAGAGAAAAGCCUGUACACCUCCUGUUGUGUAGUCCUUCACGUUCACAUUGUAUUCCUACUGCAUUUCAUGAGUCCAACUUCACAGUUUUGUGUAAACAGGGAUUUGUUUGUUAUGAUGGGCAUCAUGACUCUAAUCAAAUUGUCAUGAACCUGGAGCACGAAUGACUAAUGUUUACAGCCCUCAAAAACCACAAACGGAAGAAACUUGUUGCAUUUUUAUUAUUUUUGCUUUGUAAACAUUUAUUCCAUUGAAGCCUAUCAGAAAAUGUUCUUGUGCACUGUGAUGUAGUCCGAAUCUUAACUUUCUUCCCAUACUGUAAGUGUUUACUCUUUGGCAUUGACCUUGAACUUGCGAUUGCCUUCUACUACUUGACCUUGUUGCCGAGGCAACCCCCAGAGCAUGCGUGUCUGUCGGGCUUUCUGUAUGAUUUCACUUGUCCACUUUCACAUCAGAUGUUUGAAAGAUGGGGAGCUGAGAGUAAUGACAGACAUUCUUCUUAUCACAGCUGAAAGCAUACAGUUAGCUAUGAGGGAUAUGGGCUUAUUGUGUUUUAUUUUUAUUUAAAGUCUUAAUGCCUUCUUUUAAAAGAAAAAAAUACUUUUGCACUCUUCAAAUGAUAACGCUGUGUAUAUGCCAUUUGUCAGUUCUGCAGAGAUAUCUUGGGCUUCACUAAUUACAUGUUAAGCUUUUGCGGUCCUCUUUGAAGAGGCGAUUAGGAAGCGUUGACGUCAAUAUGACACGCUCCCCUCUGAACAUAUGACGAUACUGCAUGGAUGAAAUGCUUGUCCGAUGUACAGAUAAUCCUUUAAUUUAUUGAUUGAGGUUUUUAGAGUUGUCGUCUGCCACUCUGUUCCGUUCUCUGACACACUUGUUCUUAAUCUCCCUAAGGCAGCUCUGAAAGUUUGCGUUAGCGGUGCGCGUACUACUGAGGAGCAGUCAGACAGGCGUGGAUGACGUAGUCGCUGAAGCGACUAGUUUCAGUGUCACUGUGGACCUUAAUGCUACUGUGCUGUUAUUGUUUUCUAAAGAAUACCAAAGGGCAUUCCAGAAUCUUUUACUGGUUUUGUUGUCUUUUUUUACCAGCAACUUCAAUUUUCACUGUUUCCAUAAGCUGAGCGGCCAAUCAGACCUAUGGCUAAAGCUACAUGUUUUGUUUCCAUAACUGUGAUUUAAUUUGUUCAAUAUUACCUCAUUAAACACUAUUUGUACCAAAAUGACAAGUAAAUUAAAAACAUUUAAAUCUUAAA